UUUUUUAAAAACUGAGAGCGAACUUGCGCGUGUGCUCUGUUAGUUGCGUUGCUCUGUGGAACAAUCCGCUGUGGAAUAAUAUAAACACGAGCUUUGAAAAAAUGUUAUAGAUGAUACGCGAAUAGUGCCGUUUUGGAUUUCUUCCUCGUACUUCAACUUACAAGAAAAACUGAUUAAAUGAUAUCUGCUAAGGAAAAAUGCGGAGCAACUCAUGAAGGUAUACCAUGCUUUUGAGGCUCAUGGCACUAGUUACUGCUGUAGUGCACAUGGCUUCAGCUCAAAAUGGGAGAGACAACGUUCUUCGCCAGGGAGACUCAGGAGACACCCAGAGUGUCAUCGUCACUGCCAGAACACGAGCUUUUCUUUCCUGCGAAAGUGGCGACAUCGUGGUGAAAGUGAACUUCACGCAACCCUUUCGAGGCCUUAUGUACGCCUACCGCUCCCGGAACUCCCCUUGUAGAGUUCAUGGCACCGGCGGAUACUACUACGAGCUUAGAAUACCUCUUAAAGGAUGCGGCACUUGGCAGGAAUCCCCUCGGGUGUUCGUGAACAACAUCACCAUUCGUUUCCAUCCUGCUCUGGAGCUGGAGGAAGACGAAACCAAGACUGUCGUCUGUCGGUACCCGCCACCCCUCACUCAGUCCCCCGGAGGCAUAAACGUGGUGGAGACCACUCAUGUGACGCCCACCCCCAUCCCGACUCGCAUCUCCACCGCCCGACUCUCCGAGGUCGAGAUCCUCAUCAUCAUCUGCCUCCUCCUCUUCCUCUCGCUCCUCACCCUAGGCAUAGGCAUCGCCUAUUUCUGUCUCAAGAGACGGAAUAUUCGCAUCGUCCGGAAGACGGCCCUCUCCUCGGCCCCGCCCUCCCAGAUUACCAGGCUGAGCAGCUCGAAUCUCCAACCGUCCUCGCUUCUGUCCUCUGUUCUCGGUCACACCGUCCGCAUCCCUAGGGCGGUGCCCUACUCAGCCCCUGCAGUAAGAUCCGUCCUCUCAUCACCGGACCACCACCAGUACGAAGAAUCCUCCGCCACAGAGACCACCAGUGGAGAAGUAUCGGAGACGUCAAUGUCCAGCUCAUCACUGGCUGAGGACCACCUGGAUUCUACAAGAAACCUUCUCUAUCAAAAGGGCGGACCCAGAUCAAUACUUUCCAUACCAAAAGCAAUUCUGAGGAAAGCAGGCUCUAGAGGAUGGCGUACCGAGCCUUCUGUCCAUCAGCUAGAGGCCAAGCCAGAUGCGGCGGCCACUACAUCCAUCAAAAGGUUGGAGAUGGAGGACCAAACAGUGACCACGAUGCUGGAAUCUGAAAAUCACGCCGAUGAAGAAACGUACCGGACACUGAAAGACAGAGGCACUGAAAACUUGGUUCAGGACGAUAAAAAACGGACGUCUGUUGCAUUUUCUGAUAAGGUUGCAGCCCCUGUCUAUGCUCAAGUAGACAAGAACAAGAAAAAAACAGUCGCAUCAACUAGCACCACUAAGCAGCAAAACUCGAUGAAAACGGAGGUCCCUAAGUGGUCUGAGGCGUCUUCAGUUCCAGGUUCUGCAAAAAGGCAGCUGCAGGUGGUGACCGAGAUUCCCGAGAAGAGGAAGACAUCCGAAGAAAUCACCAAGAACACGACGGUCACAACUUCGAUGCGGCGAGAGGUGAAAGAGACGAGGAUCGUGUCCCCGGCUCUGGACAAAUUCCGAAAAGAGGUUAUGGAAGAAAUGGAUUACGGAAAAGGUGGUAGAAAUGAAUCCACUUUAGAUUUGCCAACCAUACAGGAGAAUUCAGAGGAAUCUUCUCUGGAGCAGACACCCCAAGGAUUAAACGUACAGAAAGCACCCAAGAGCAUCCUAAUCCGUGAUGUUUCGGACAUUUACUUAACUACCACUGUCGAGACUGAACUGCAUGAGCUCACGACCAAGGUGUCCAGGGACAUCGUGGAACAGCAUGCGAGGUCAGCUGAAGAGCCCCCGAAAGCAAUCGCUACGGAGAAGCCGCUCACAGAAACAAACAAUUGGAAUGUGGUCAUCCGGCAAAGGGCGCCUUAUGUUCCAGCAACAUCUGAAACGGAUGUGGAUGCCAGCGGUGAGAGCAAUGGAGAGAGUACGGACGAACCAGGAUCUGUUGCGAAACCCCACUUUGACGUCAAAAUUAGGACCAUCCCUGCGGAAGAACUUCAGCCAAAAAAAUCCGAAGCGUUAGUUACCAUCCCAACCCUGGAGAUGCCCCAAACUGUCGCCAAAUUAAAAGAAGCCCUGACGCCAAAAACGGCAGCCCCCGAACCUUCAGAUGAAAAUAGAAAAGAAUCUAUAGAAGAGAUGGAAGAUGGCAAAGAGAAAUCCAGAAGUGUCAGGUGGCUGGACGACACCACAGACCCCCACCUCGAAGGCAGUUCCACCGUCAGCAGUUCGGACAGCUUCCAGUCCGCUGCAAGCCUCCGAGAGCGCUCCUCUUCGGAGGUUCUGGAAGUCGCUCCUACUCUGCCAAGCCAGGUUCGAGCGGCCAGGCGGCCCACCAUGCUGGAGAGGUCGACCUCAGAAAUUGAGGAAAAUGUGCACUGGGUCGGAGGAGUCGUGCCCGUGCUGGAAUCCCUGUCGCCAGAAUUCCUCGCCAACAUUCCUGUCGUAGCGCAAGGUGGUUUCUUCAACAAGCAGAGAUCUGCAACUCCGACUGCCAAAGACGACUCCAAAUGAGCCCUCCCGUGAUCAUUCAUUUUCAGAUGGUUAACAUGUUUACUUUCUCAGUAUUAUGCAGUGACUGCCUGAAGGUCUUUUAAUGACGAAGAUUAAGCCGAAGCGUACACUAGACGCAUGCUCCUACUAGUAAAAGGAAAUUUUUAUUGAAAAAAAUGCGUACAAGAGACUGUUGACUAUCCGGCUUGCAAUUCUCCAGCCUAAUUAAAAAAGAAUUCUCCUUCACAAAAUGAAGAAUCCUUUUUUUUUUAAAGAAUUAUGACAACGCUUCGCUUUAAUAAUUCGGUUGUUUUAAAAGUACAUGAAUCCAUGCUGUAUAAUAUACAUAAUUUAAAUUAGACAUUAUACAAUUUAUCUUAAAAAUGAUUGCAAUAUUUUUUUUCUUUUCUUUUCUUUUUUCCAUAGUAAAUUUUUAAACGUAUUAUUCAGUAUUUAUUAGGAACAUUUUUGAAGACUUCUUCUGAACUAAGAGAUUAGAAAAGAAGAAAAACGAAAAAGUUUUUGGAAAAAAAUAGCAGUUUUUAAAGAUAUUGGUAGAGUGGGAAGUGAACAUUUAUGGAAAUUCCAGCCUUUCCACGUUGCUUUUUUUUAAAUCCGUCCUGGCUUUCCACUACAUGAAUCCGGAUAGUUCAAUAUCUAUUGAUACACUUAACAUAGCAAAUUUUUAACAUGAACAAAUGAUAGUCGAUCAUAUUAAGUGCAAUUUUCUUUCUUUUUUUUUUUUAUUAAAGAGUUUAUUUUUACGCAAAUCAAAUACAUCAAUAAGCUUUUGCUCACAAGACAUCGUGUAAUAACAUUUUUUUGGUGAUGGGGAACUAAGAAAUUAUUUGUUUUUAUGAAAGCGUCACGCACGCACACAAAAGAAACGACUAUUUCCUUUUAUUAAACGACAAGAUUUAAUAGUUUGUAGUAUUUGAUUUGAGCAGGCCUGUGUUUAAUAGUGAAUCCCAGUUACUGAAAUAAAUAAAACAGUUUUUAUUUGAAGCUACUUAAAAGGUCUAUAAAAACACAUGCCAUUAUAAGAAUUAAAAAAAAAAUGCUUAUAAAUUUAGUCAUCUAAAACAAACAAUAUACAUUACUUUUAAUAUUUAUCAUUUAAAAAAGAAUUCGCAACGUUUGAAAAUAUAAUGAAUCAAUAUUAUGUUCGAUUUUAUCAUUCUUAACGGUAGAAUCUUCAUUCGCAUUACAUAUCCUUGAAAUCUGUAGAAUAUUGGGAUUAUCUGCGUUAAAUUAAAUUAUCUAUUUUUUUUUAACUCACUAAUUUCUAUUUGCAAAGUUUUAUUAUUCUGUAAAAUGAUGAAUUUUUUUUAAAGUCUGUCAUUACAUUGCAUAUAAAAGUGCGAAUAUAUGAGUCUGAAUAAGUUUUUUUCUAAUUGUUGUAUUAGUAAUUAAGUGAUACAAGUCUUUUAUUUCCGUCAGUUGCAUAUAAAACCGAUUUAUCAAAUAUUCUAUUGAAAAUAGUGCAGCGUUCUCUUAAUUAUCACGAAAAAAAUUGUAAAAUUAUAAAAUCGCUGAAUUUUAUUGAAAAUCGAUGGACCAAAAAUUCUUACAACGUCAACUUUUGAUAAAAAUUAUCACUUUAGAACUUUACCAUCGCUACUGAAAAUUGUUUUAUCUGUUUCGAAAUUCAUCAAUAUUUUAUAAUGAUGCGUUUUAUACACACUGCCUGUUAUCAACACAACAAUGCAUAAUCACUGCAAUGGAUCUUAGCAUAUUUUUAAAUUUGUUUUUUAUGUAUUAAAACAUUUUUUUCUUUUAACCAACCAAUCCAAAUCUUAAAAUAUGGUGUGGCCAUGAAAUAACUUUCAGUGUUUGGAGGCUUUGCAGCUGAAACUAAUAAAUGGAAUGAAACUAAGUUCCUUCUACAAUUCGUAAAAAAUAUUACAAAAAAAAAAAAAAAAAAAUUCUGUGAAUUUCAUACUGUAUGCCAUUUAAUUCUAUAUGUGCAACGUUUAUUUCUCGAACGUUAAUAAAAUUUCGCACAACACAUUGUUCGUGUGUUAGUACAAUUAGAGACUUAUCUUCCAUUCCAACAGUGUCUAACUCUCCCCUAUGGGUGAUUCCCCCCCCCCCCCCAUGCCUACCACAGUGUAUUUGUGAAAUUUGGCUUCAUUUUGUUCAAUAGUUUUAGCUGCAGAAGACUUGAAAUUGAGAAUGUUAUUUUAUUUUCGUCCUGUAUUUUAUCAUACCAUGAUCAUCAAUUCCCGCUUUUGCAAAUAAAUCGGAUUAAAAAAAUUUUUUUCGCAUUUUUAGAAUAUGCAGCCGUUGCCGACUAAAAUUCUGAAUUCAAAUAGAAAUUAAUGUAUAUUUACAUAUACACAAAGCGAUUUUAUUUUGAACUUUUGUAAAGCAGAGUAAUGGUUAUAUACACAAAUUAAAUCGUAUUCAGUAAAGAGGGGGGGGGGUCUCGUAGCAUAAUUUGAGCUUUCAAAUUGGAAGAUUAUUGGUUAGUGACCUAAUUCUAUGGGAGAUCCCCACUGCAGAGCACUCGAAAUUCUACAAAGGCCAAAACGCAUGUGGUGCAAGAGUUUAGAGAGGGAGCUGCCGGGCGAUCCUAUUCGUAUAACUAGUAAAUUCUUACAGCUACACUGAUAUUUUAUUUUUCUGAAAUUUGACUUCCAUCAUCACGAAAGAAAUAAUAAAAUUGCAAAUGAAUGAGUAAUAAAAUUGAAAUACUUAAAAGAAUUAUAUUUUAUAAUAUGGAAGUACCAAACAGUCGUGAAAAAAUUAAUUUGAUCCCAAAAUGUCUUCAAAAAUUAUUAAAUAAAAAAAAAUCAAUAAUCAUAAGAAAUAUCUUAGUCAACAAAAUUUUAACUCUGUAUACACAAAUAAUUUGCUUGAUAGUUCUUUAUAUAUAUAUAUAUAUAUAUAUGCAAAAUAAAUUUCUGAUGCAUCGCAAUUUUUUCCCUUCAUGAUUCUAACAUAAAUAAAUAAAUAAAAAAAUGCUCUUGUAAAAAUAUGUCAUUUGAACUAUCUGAUCCUAAAAGGAUUAAUAUAUAAAUAAAAUUUUGGAAAUUCAGCAAUGGAACUGGAAUAUGAAAUCCCUCAUCGUAUUGAAGGAGAUAAUAAGAUGGUAAAAAGAAGAUGAUUGAUAAUUAAUAAAUUAUCAUCCAAUACAUUACACAAUUUGGUGGGAAUGCUAUAAAUGUUUCAAACAGAACUUCCAUUUUUAUUUUGGUCCAUGAUGAGAGCAGUUUGAUGAAAGCUCGUGAUUUUCCUCUUUUCGAAUCUAACUCAACAGAAAUAUAAUUUCGAGUUGCUUACUUUAGAAAUAAAUUCCAUGAAAAUAUGUAAUAUAUUUUUAUGAGAAAUAUAUUCAGAAAUUUCUUGCACUUUCUUUCACAAAAACUUCCAAUAUUGGAUGCUUUAUUAAACGUUGCCCCCUGUUAUUUUCCAGUUUUUACCAAUGUGAUAAAAUCAUUCAUUUAAAUCUGGCUGAAUAUUUAAUGUAGUUUUCCUGUCAUUUUUAAAAGAAUAUUUUUGCUUGACACUAUUGAAUUUAUGACUUCCAAAUGCUUUGAAAAUCUUUCAUAUGUUAAAAGUAAAUGAAAUGUAUCAAACUGCAUUUGUUACAUGGCACUGCAAAUUGUUUAUUAUUGCAAAUAUUCAACCUUACAUGAAACACCUUUUCUGCUUUUUAUUUUUUUCAAGUGCAAUUUUGUAACUGCCAGAAUUUGUAAAUAACAUCUCACUUGCAAGAAAAAUAUCUAGUCCUUUGUUUUAUUUUCUUUCCUGAAAAUAUGUUGUUUAUUACUGUUUUUUUGUAAAUUUGUCUUUUAAAAAUAUUAUAUUUCUAUCCAUAGUUAUUAUAC
Messenger RNA from Argiope bruennichi, 6493 nucleotides. RefSeq lists its product as uncharacterized. Bases 225 to 2681 code for a protein of 818 amino acids. The record is from RefSeq and is a predicted model, not a curated record. Lineage: Eukaryota; Metazoa; Arthropoda; Arachnida; Araneae; Araneidae. The transcript is spliced from 12 exons.